AUGCUUGCGGAAUUGGUCAUUAGAAACAAUCUUCAACCUGAUUUGGCUGUUGCAAGUAGUACCAUUGAUCUUUAUGCAAGCCGUGGAAAGGGAUUAUUCAGUUUAAUUUGUUAUAUGAACCAAAUUGCUUUUUUGCUUGAGCUCAUGUAUUUUGGUGUUAGUAGAAACAGAGAUGUAGUUCAUUUGCAUGAUUCCUUCUUUCAAAAUAUUGUAGAUGACUAUACAAAAAAAGUGUUCGGAAUGGGAGAAUCAAGUGCUAGUGGAAUUGAAAUUUCUGCCAGUACAGAAAAUACUCCUAAGCCACUACUCGGAAUGAAAUUUAAUACUUAUGAAGAAGCUUAUAACUAUUAUAACCAUUACGCAUUGUUGAUGGGUUUUGGAAUAAGGAAGAGCACGGUAAAUUACUCGAAGAAGACAAGAGACGUGCUGGAUAGAAAGUUUGUUUGUGAUAAGGAGGGCUAUAGAUCUAAUAGAGACAAGAUGGAGAUGCCUUUUCGGCGAGAGACCCGAGUGGGAUGUAAGGCAAUGAUGAGAGUUAAAGUAUUAGAGGACAAAUCAUGGGAAGUCACGGGGUUUGUUGAAGAACAUACAAAUCAUGUGUUGAGUAGUCCAGACAAAGUAAAGAUGCACAGAUCACACCAACAAUUCCAUAAAUCUCAAAGUUGUAAAAGACUUAUUGAGAGUCUGCAAGAAGAAGGUAUGCCUCCAUCCACUAUUUCUCGCGUCAUUAACGCAACCACUGGAAGAGAAGGCGAAUUAGUGACACCACAACAGUGUAUUGAUCACAUCAGAUACCAGAGAGUCAACAAUAUUGGCCAUGAAUGCAUAUCUAUCAUAAAACAUUUUCAGAGUUUGACAGCGAAUGAUCCAGAAUUCUAUUUUGCAAUAGAAGUGGACAGUAGUGGACAAAUGAGGAGUGUUUUCUGGGCUGACGGAAGAUCAAGAGCGUCUUAUUUGCAAUUCAGUGAUGUUGUUGUGUUUGAUGUGACAUACAGAACUAAUAAGUUCAGUCUUCCAUUUGCUCCAUUUACUGGUGUGAAUCAUCAUAGACAGUCCACUUUACUUGGUUGUGCAUUAUUAGCUGAUAAACAAGAAGAUACCUUUGUCUGGUUAUUUCAAGAAUGGCUGAAAUACAUGCAUAGGGUUGAACCAUGUGCUAUUAUAACAGAUCAGGAUAGAGCAACAUUGGGUGUCAUGUUAUUUGAAGGACACUUUUUUUGCUGGAAUGAGAUCGAGCCAAAGAAGUGA
Messenger RNA from Asparagus officinalis (garden asparagus), 1248 nucleotides. Its product is annotated as protein FAR1-RELATED SEQUENCE 5-like. Lineage: Eukaryota; Viridiplantae; Streptophyta; Magnoliopsida; Asparagales; Asparagaceae. The record is from RefSeq and is a predicted model, not a curated record. The transcript is spliced from 3 exons. Bases 1 to 1248 code for a protein of 415 amino acids. Gene Ontology annotation, biological process: regulation of DNA-templated transcription.